Cynara cardunculus var. scolymus (artichoke) is the source of this 687-nucleotide messenger RNA. RefSeq lists its product as uncharacterized. The record is from RefSeq and is a predicted model, not a curated record. The transcript has 2 exons. NCBI's taxonomy places the organism in Eukaryota, Viridiplantae, Streptophyta, Magnoliopsida, Asterales, Asteraceae. Bases 220 to 687 code for a protein of 155 amino acids.
UCCAGAUACCAAAAUGGGUGUUCCGAGUUGGUGGGAUAUACCGCUCCUAUACCACUCUCUUUUCGAUAAGGUAUAGAGACCAAAGAAUUGUGGGUCUAUCGUCCUCCUUCUCCCUCCAUCACUGUAAAAGCAAGAAACCCUAGAUACUAACAAAACCCUAUAAUUGGGCUUACCGAUCUCAACGUCUACGAUUCCUUUGUGAUUCUGUAAAUUGACACCAUGAGUUCUUGUAUCACAACAAGGUCUCCGACCUCUUACCAGCUCCGAUUAGCCGCCCUCAAUUGCAGGAAGUAUCCCUCACCUUCUGUCUUCCUACGGAUGCGUGGUCAUAAGCCAGACCAUCAAAUUCGUUGUUUUUCUUUUUCUAGAGAUAAUGUGACUCAUCAACGGACGGGUUCGAAAUUUUCUCUCAAUGCUUUUUCUGGAUGGUCUGGUGAUGAUAAUGACAGCGAAGUGUUGGAUGAAUCUCCACCGAAAAAGGGGUGGUCCGGAGGGAUAGUGGGAGCUGCAGUAGCAGGAGUUGUUCUUGUUGCUGGACUAGCCUUUGCAACAUUGUCUGUAAGCAAGCGGGUGUCUGGUAAGCACGGCUUAUUUCCAUAUGUUUUAUUUGAUUUCCAUUAUUGCAAGCUACCACAAUUUCUUCUCAUGUGUAGUUCACAGAAUCUAUUAAUAUUGUCAAUUUUCUAG